This is a messenger RNA of Benincasa hispida (wax gourd), 1795 nucleotides long. RefSeq names its product RNA-binding protein-defense related 1 (gene RBP-DR1). Gene Ontology annotation, cellular component: ribonucleoprotein complex. The record is from RefSeq and is a predicted model, not a curated record. NCBI's taxonomy places the organism in Eukaryota, Viridiplantae, Streptophyta, Magnoliopsida, Cucurbitales, Cucurbitaceae. Gene Ontology annotation, molecular function: RNA binding.
GAAUCCCUUAGUUUUUUUUCUCGACGAAGACUCUCCGAAGAAAAAUCCAAUCUUAGAGAGAGAGAAGUGACGGUGAAAACUAGAGAGAAAUAGAGAGGUUUUUUAGAGAGAGAAAGCUUGAAACCGGCAUUAAUGGCGGAGGGGAGUAGAGGAGAGAGAAAGGAGAGUAAUCAGGAGGAAGAAGACAGCGUCAAACUCUUUGUUGGUCAAGUGCCAAAGCUUAUGACCGAAGCUCAACUUCUCGCAAUGUUCCAAGAGUUUGCACUUGUGGACGAAGUCAACAUCAUCAGAGACAAGACCACUCGUGCCUCUAGAGGUUGCUGUUUUGUGAUUUGUCCUUCGAGGCAAGAGGCAGAUAAGGCGGUCAAUGCUUGCCAUAACAAGAAAACUUUGCCUGGGGCUUCUAGUCCGUUGCAAGUAAAAUAUGCAGAUGGCGAGCUGGAAAGACUAGAACACAAACUCUUUAUUGGAAUGCUUCCGAAAAAUGUGUCCGAAGAUGAAGUUUCCAGUCUUUUCUCUCAAUACGGAACUAUAAAAGACUUGCAAAUAUUAAGAGGUUCACAGCAGACAAGUAAAGGUUGUGCAUUCUUGAAGUAUGAGACGAAGGAUCAAGCUGUUGCAGCACUUGAGGCAAUUAAUGGAAAGUGUAAAAUGGAGGGAUCCAGUGUCCCUUUGGUUGUUAAAUGGGCCGACACAGAGAAGGAAAGACAAGCUCGGAAAGCUCAGAAAGCUCAGUCACAGGCCUCUAAUGUGCUUAAUGCAGACUCCCAACAUCCUUCACUGUUUGGGGCCAUGCCGCUGGGUUAUGUUCCACCAUAUAAUGGCUAUGGUUAUCAGGCUCCUGGAAGUUAUGGGCUUAUGCAAUAUCACCUGCCUCCAAUGCAGAAUCAAUCUGGUUACCCCAAUAUGAUACCGCAAUUAAACCAAGGAAAUGCAAUGCGUGGGAUCCCACCUGAUCUUGGCCCGGGUAUGGCCACUAGAAAUUAUGGCAUGCCUCCUGCAAAUUACGUCAGCUCUGCCUAUCCUGGAGUUCCAGGUCUUCAGCAUCCCAUGGCGUACGCUGGUGGAAUGAUGAGUCCUGGGGUUGUGAGCAGUUCACCUGGUCCAGGGCCAUUUACUGGUGGGAAGAAUAACUCUCCAACCUCUAGUUUGGGUAAAGGCUCUGGAGGUCAGAUUGAAGGUCCACCUGGUGCUAAUCUUUUUAUUUAUCACAUACCCCAAGAAUUUGGUGAUCCGGAGCUUGCUAAUUCUUUUCGAGCAUUUGGCCGAGUUUUGAGCGCUAAAGUAUUUGUUGACAAAACAUCUGGAGUUAGCAAAUGUUUUGGGUUUGUUAGUUAUGAUUCUGCCGAGGCUGCUCAAUCUGCUAUUAGUAUGAUGAAUGGAUGCCAAUUAGGUGGAAAGAAAUUAAAAGUCCAGCUGAAGAGAGACAACAAACAGAGUAAACCAUAUUGAUUCGGCGUAACGUUAUUGAAGGCAGCAAAGUUGCUACCCUUGCUGACAUUGGGGGGCCCUAAAUGCAUGACAAUCGUUCCAUUAUCAGAUCUUAGGGUGGAUUUGGGGAUGUUCUAUGGUUAAAAAUUCAUUACUCCAUCCUGCCUAUGAUUGCAUCAUCAGAUCAAAUCAAAGAUACUUGUAAUUCAUGGUUCAGCCAUGCCGAUGUAAUUUGUAAUUUAUGUAACUUGGAAGAUUAACAUUCUUUAAUUGAUUCUUCCGGGACUUCUGUUGAUUGUAAAAUACCAUGUAAUUAUAAAUGAUCUCUUGAUUCUUUUAGGUUUAUUGAUUUAAUAUUGCCUAA